CACAGGCGACCAAUAAGCGAGUGGUUCACAAGAGCAUCAGGAAUGUAUCAACACUGAGUCAGCUGACCGCCAGCGUACUAGCAGUAUUAACCUGUGCGCCCCCCUGAGGAGCUUGGCCGCAGGGCCGCUGUCAGGGUUGUGUUGCCGCCAUGCAGGCCUUUCACACCCAGCUGGCGGUGGGCACGUACGCCCUGGUCGCCUGGUUUGGUCUCUACCUGUUGAUCGCAGAAGCAUUGCGCAUGUGGACAAGGACCAGCAGUCUAUCCCCCGCCCACCGCGCCCACAUUGCAGAGAGCUUCGUGUCGGGCGUGCAGGGUGUUGCCUGUGGUAUUGUGGGUGUAAUGACAGUCAUUGCUUGCUGGCAUGAUGUUAUGCGGGACAAAUACCCACUGGCUGUGUACUAUUCGUCAAUUGGAACAGCCUACUUCAUUUAUGAUUUGUGGGCUAUGUUCAGAAGCCACAGUGCCAGAUCUGAAUGUGACUCUCUGGGUGCCUUACUCCUCUCGUACCUGAAGAAGGAUCUACUUAUGAUUGUGCAUCAUCUCACAAUAGUGUGUGUGCUUUUCCCUGCAGUUGUUUACCACUCGCCCAUGGGACACUUCUUCAUGGGAUGCUUCUUCUGUACUGAACUUUCCACCCCCUUUGUCAAUGCUCGUGUUAUUCUUAGUCGCCUGGGAUUGAAAAAUUCUACAAUAUACAUGGUCAAUGGCAUUUUGAUGAUGAUAGUGUUCUCCAUGUGCCGUGUUGCCAUGUUUCCUGUCAUGUAUGCUGUGUAUUUGAGUCAGCAGACAAGAGCACCAUCUCACAUCCAUGCUCUUGCUUCCAUUCCCAUCACCUGCCACCUCUCCUGUCUCCUUGUACUGGCACCACAGAUAUACUGGCUCAACAUGAUGGUAAAGGGAGCAGUGGCAGUCCUAAAAAGUACCCCAUCACAAUUGAGUAAAGAUUAUUGAUGAAAGUUAUGCUAUAGGGAUAAGAUCUAGUCAAUAUACUUUGUGCUGGAAUUCAUUCUUGGUUCAGUUUUAACUAAGACUUUCUGAUAUAAGUGUUUUCAAACUAUUAUUUUUUGUUUUUUCAAUGUUUCAGUUAUACCUGUUGAUUUUUUUCAAAUAACCUAGAUGAUGAGUUAAAUUUCAAUAUUUUUAUGAAUGUUGAUUUAAUCUAUUUAUAUAUUUUUUAUCAAUGUGUAUUGUAGUUUGAAGGAAAGAUAAAGUGAUAUAUUAGUAAGAUUAAGGAAGUCCUUUAAAAUCAUUAGGUAUAAAACACAGCAAUGAUUAUAUAUAUAAAAAGAAAAAAAAUUUAUAAUACGUCAUAUUUCAAUAGUCCUAAUGCCAUAUUUGUUCUUUUGGUCUUAUUCAAGACUCGUGUAACUUUGCAUAGUUAAUUCUUUGGAAAAUCAGAAGUCAAAAACAAUCAAAUGAUUCCAAAAUUACAUUAGCAUUCAGCAGUGAGUAAUGAUAUGUAAUUAUGUUACCAGGCAUAUAUCAAAUAUUUCAGAAGACAAAAUCAUGCGUGCUUGAAUGGUUCAUAAAUACUUAUGUAAUAAACAGAACUAACUGUGUUAUAAACUAAUACACAGAUUACCCAGGUACCAUACACUGUUAUUAAUGUCAUAAAUGGAAUGUAUUUAUAUAUUACAUACAUUUAAUUGUUUGCAUAAAUAUGCACCAUCUUUUACAGUUCACAUAUAACCACACUGUGACACAAUACAGAAGUUUGUUUGGCAGUUUUCAACUUCAUAGGAUAGUUAUAUAAGUGGCUGAAGAUAGUGCCACAAGUGUAUAACAAUAUAUUAUUUGCCACCUAUGCAUUUGUUUCAUAGCUAUGGAUGAUUGUGAUAACAAUGUAUAAAGAAAAAUUGAGCAUAUCAGUCAUUCUCAAAGACCAACUUUUCAAGUGCAAUGUAUACACACAGUGUGGCCAAAUGUACUUAAAUGACAGGUGCCAAUUUAUAAAUUACUCAAGGAAUGCCUUGUAGUUUAGUUAGCGUAGUAUUCACAGCUGGUCUUUCAUAGAAAUUUACUGUUCUGUGUUCAUAGUAAUUAUAAGUUAUCAGACUAUGA
Messenger RNA from Portunus trituberculatus (swimming crab), 2063 nucleotides. RefSeq names its product TLC domain-containing protein 3A-like. Gene Ontology annotation, biological process: lipid homeostasis. The coding region runs from base 150 to 953 and encodes 267 amino acids. Gene Ontology annotation, cellular component: endoplasmic reticulum; membrane. NCBI's taxonomy places the organism in Eukaryota, Metazoa, Arthropoda, Malacostraca, Decapoda, Portunidae. The transcript has a single exon. The record is from RefSeq and is a predicted model, not a curated record.